Messenger RNA from Lagopus muta (rock ptarmigan), 7300 nucleotides. RefSeq names its product glycine decarboxylase (gene GLDC). Gene Ontology annotation, molecular function: glycine binding; glycine dehydrogenase (decarboxylating) activity; pyridoxal phosphate binding. The record is from RefSeq and is a predicted model, not a curated record. Bases 7 to 3060 code for a protein of 1017 amino acids. The transcript is spliced from 25 exons. NCBI's taxonomy places the organism in Eukaryota, Metazoa, Chordata, Aves, Galliformes, Phasianidae. Gene Ontology annotation, cellular component: glycine cleavage complex; mitochondrion. Gene Ontology annotation, biological process: glycine decarboxylation via glycine cleavage system.
GGGGCCAUGCAGCGCUGCGGGCGCUGGUGGGGGCGGCUAGCGGCCCGCGGGGCGCCGCGGCACCCGAGGCCGGCGGCGGCGGUAGCGGCGGUAGUGGCGGGAGGCCCUCCGCGGCAGCAGCGACGGUGGGGCAGCGGCGAGGCGGCGCGGUGCAUCGAGCAGCUGCUACCGCGGCACGAUGACUUCUGCCGGCGGCACAUCGGCCCGCGGGAGCGGGAGAAGCGGGAGAUGCUGCGCGCCGUCGGGGUGCAGAGCGUCGAGGAGCUGAUGGAUAAAACCAUCCCGGCCAGCAUCCGGCUGCGGAGACCGCUAAGGAUGGACGACCACGUCGGUGAAAAUGAAAUCCUUGAAACGUUAUACAAUAUAGCAAGCAAGAACAAGAUAUGGAGGUCCUAUAUAGGCAUGGGUUAUUACAACUGCUCAGUGCCACAGCCCAUUGCACGGAACCUUUUGGAGAAUGCAGGAUGGGUUACCCAGUAUACUCCUUACCAACCUGAGGUCUCCCAGGGCAGACUGGAGAGCCUGCUAAAUUACCAGACUAUGGUGUGUGAUAUCACAGGAAUGGAUGUGGCUAAUGCAUCUUUGCUGGAUGAGGGGACAGCUGCUGCAGAAGCUAUGCAAUUAUGUCACAGGCACAACAAAAGAAGGAAGUUCUAUAUAGAUGCCCGAUGCCACCCACAAACUAUAGCAGUGGUCCAAACUAGAGCAAAUUAUACAGGUGUUAUUACUGAGCUCAAAUUACCCCAUGAGAUGGAUUUCAGCGGAAAGGAUGUCAGUGGAGUAUUAUUUCAGUAUCCAGACACCGAGGGAAAGGUGGAAGACUUUUCUGAACUCGUUGAAAGAGCGCAUCAGAAUGGGACUCUUGCCUGCUGCGCUACUGACCUUCUGGCUCUCUGUAUUCUGAAGCCUCCUGGGGAGUUUGGAGUAGAUGUUGUCUUGGGCAGCUCCCAGAGAUUUGGCGUGCCACUCUGCUAUGGGGGACCCCAUGCAGCAUUCUUUGCAGUCAAGGAAAACCUAGUGAGAAUGAUGCCCGGCAGGAUGGUGGGCGUUACGAGAGAUGCAAAUGGAAAGGAAGUUUACCGACUGGCUUUACAAACCCGAGAGCAGCACAUCAGGAGGGAUAAAGCUACCAGCAACAUCUGCACAGCACAGGCUCUCCUGGCUAAUAUGGCAGCCAUGUAUGGUGUCUACCAUGGGUCUGAUGGAUUAAAGGAUAUUGCAAGACGGGUACACAAUGCUACAUUAAUCCUGGCUGAAGGUCUCAGGCGAGCUGGUCAUAAACUGCAUCAUGAUGUGUUCUUUGAUACCUUGACGGUCACAUGUGGAUGCUCGGUCAAAGAGGUUUUGGACAGGGCAGCUCUUAGGAAGAUCAAUUUUCGGAUUUACAGUGAUGGCAGACUUGGAGUAUCACUUGAUGAAACUGUAAAUGAGAAAGACCUCGAUGACAUAUUAUGGAUUUUUGGUUGCGAGUCUUCAGCCGAACUAGUUGCUGAAGGAAUGGGUGAAGAAACCAAGGGGAUCCUUAGCACCCCAUUUAAGAGAACUUCCAAAUUCUUGACACAUCAGGUUUUCAACAGCUAUCACUCUGAGACAAAUAUUGUGCGGUACAUGAAGAAGUUAGAAAACAAAGAUAUUUCUCUCGUUCACAGCAUGAUUCCUUUGGGGUCCUGUACAAUGAAGCUCAAUAGUUCAGCUGAACUUGCGCCGAUUUCAUGGAAAGAAUUUGCCAGCAUCCACCCUUUUGUGCCUUUGGAGCAAGCUCAGGGGUAUCAGCAGCUUUUCAGAGAUUUAGAGAAGGACCUGUGUGAGAUUACUGGCUAUGACAAAAUCUCCUUCCAACCAAACAGUGGAGCCCAAGGAGAGUAUGCAGGUUUGGCUGCAAUCAAAGCUUAUUUAAAUGCAAAAGGAGAACGCCAUAGAAGUGUUUGCCUUAUUCCUAGAUCUGCUCAUGGUACAAAUCCAGCAAGUGCACAAAUGGCAGGAAUGAAGAUUCAGCCAAUUGAAGUGGAUAAAAAUGGGAGCAUUGAUAUCUCCCAUUUAAAAGCGAUGGUGGACAAGCACAAAGACAACUUGGCAGCCAUCAUGAUCACGUACCCUUCUACCAAUGGUGUAUUUGAAGAGGAGAUCGCAGAUGUGUGUGAUCUGAUUCACAAACAUGGAGGCCAGGUUUACCUGGAUGGAGCAAAUAUGAAUGCCCAGGUGGGUCUGUGUCGUCCUGGAGAUUACGGCUCUGAUGUCUCUCACUUAAACCUUCACAAAACCUUUUGCAUUCCCCAUGGAGGAGGAGGACCUGGAAUGGGACCAAUUGGAGUGAAGAAACAUUUGGCUCCCUACUUGCCUACCCAUCCUGUCAUCAAAAUUCAGACGGAUGAGGAUGCUUGUCCUUUGGGUACUGUCAGUGCUGCACCUUGGGGUUCCAGUGCCAUAUUGCCCAUUUCCUGGGUGUAUAUCAAGACAAUGGGAGCAAAAGGUCUUAAACAUGCUUCUGAGAUCGCUAUAUUAAAUGCAAACUACAUGGCAAAGAGGCUAGAGAAGCACUACAAAAUCCUUUUCAGAGGAGUAAGAGGUUACGUAGCCCAUGAAUUUAUUUUGGAUACAAGACCUUUCAAAAAAACAGCAAAUGUUGAAGCUGUGGAUCUUGCUAAGCGACUUCAGGAUUAUGGUUUUCAUGCUCCAACCAUGUCCUGGCCAGUGGCAGGGACUCUCAUGAUUGAACCAACAGAGUCUGAAGACAAGGCAGAGCUGGACAGGUUUUGUGAUGCAAUGAUCAGUAUUCGGCAGGAAAUUGCUGAAAUAGAGGAGGGCAGGAUGGACCCCCAGGUUAACCCUCUGAAGAUGUCACCACAUACUCUGAACUGUGUCACUUCUUCAAAGUGGGAUCGCCCUUAUUCCCGAGAAGUGGCAGCAUUCCCACUGCCUUUUGUGAAGCCUGAAAGCAAGUUUUGGCCCACGAUUGCUCGCAUUGAUGACAUAUAUGGAGACCAACAUCUGGUUUGUACCUGCCCACCAAUGGAAGCCUACGAAUCUCCCUUCUCUGAGCAGAAGAGAGCUUCUUCAUAACACUGCUUCCAGCUCGAGUUUCUGAGUCCAUCAGGAUGGCCUUUUCCUCCCAGACCUGAUAGGGGAUUUAUAUACUGUGUAUAUUUUGGAUAAUCACCACAUUCGUUAAUUGAAUCACCACUCAGUCAAAAUGUAAAUACAAUCAGUAUAGUAGGUAUGAACAAAACGUGUUUGUUCCACAGCAGUUGAUGUUGAAGUUGCCUCGAUUCAGCAUUUUCUCUGCUUUGUGCUAAAGCUUUAACAGUUAACUCCCAGUUUGUGAUGUGGUAUUCAAAAUACGGUUACAGAAAUUAGAGGAGGUGCAGAUGUGUAAAGCUAUAGUAAUAAACAUUAACUGUAGGACUAAUUGUUUAUAUUCUGUAAAAACAGAUGAAGUAGAUUGUUUAAUUCAUGUACUACCGGUAGCGUUGCUAAUGUUAAUAUUUUGUGCUGUUUUUUAUCUACCAAUGUUAGUAUUCUAAUAAAGUUGGUCAGAAUUUAAGUAUCAUAACCUUUUGAAUUUUAACUCUUAAGCUGUUUUUUUUUGUACGGAACUGAGGCUUCUGAGACUGAAGUUCUAAUUUGUCAGAACUGCCACAGCAGUAACAGAUUCUACAUGAAGCAAAAUGCUGGCAGAGAUUGAGAUAAAUCUGUCAUUUUCAGUGAUUAGGUUUACUGAGUGGUAACAAACUUGCCUUCUGUCUGUAUCACAUCAAUUCUUCCUUGUAGUUCCAUCUACUCCUCUCUUCUUAUUCCCGAGAAAGCAUGAGACAACUUCUCUAGUAUACUGUGAAGUGCUUAGUUUGACUUAAAUCUUGUCUAACAAAGUAUUCUCCUUACAUCAUUUCUCAAGUAUCUUGUUCUGGAUUUUGGUUUCAAUGUACUUAGCUUGCUUUGUUUUGUAAGUCUACACCCUGUGUAAACAUUAUCUGAAACCUGAACUCUAGCAAUCCAAGACUACUGAUGGUGCACUCAGGCCAGUUUCCUGUGGGUAUGAAUGAUGCCAUAUUCAAUUAAGUAGCAUGGACUCAAAUGUUAAAGGUCAUCUUCUAAUCUGUUCCAAGUCGUAUUUUAUAAAACCUAGCUCUCUAGGUUUUAUAGACAGACAGUGCACUUGACACCAAAGAAAUGCAUCUUGGCUUGUAUCAGGAAUUGCAGGACUAGGGAAGUAACCUUGCACCUGUACUCAGCACUGGUGAGGUCUCACCUCGAGUACUGCGUUCAGUUUUGGGCACCUCACUAUAGAAAGAUACUGAGGUGCUGGAGCAGGUCCAAGGAAGGACAACAAGGCUUGUGAAGGGCUUGGAGAAUGUGCCUUAUGAGAAGAGACUGAAGGAACUGGGUCUGUUUAGUCUGGGGAAAAGGAGGCUGAGGGGAGACCUUAUUGUUCUCUUUCAAUAUCUGAAAGGUGCUUACAGCGAGUGGGACUGGUCUCUUCUCAGUGGUGACAUGUGACAGGACAUGGGAAAAUGGCCUCAAGUUGCACCAAGGUAAGUUUAGGUUGGGUAUCAGGAAAAACUUCUUUACAGAAAGGGUUGUUAAGCACUGGAAUAGGCUUUCCAGGGAGGUGGUUGGACGUGUUUAUAGACCAUUUGGAUGUGGUGCUCAGGGACAUGAUUUAGCAGAGGGAUGUUAGUUAGGGUAGUAUGGCUAGGUUGUGGUUGGACUCAGUGAUCUUGAAGGUCUUUUCCAACCUGAGCGAUUCUAUGACUUGGAGUAAUGUAGGAGCUGGUCUGUGCACAUUGAGUUGUGUUUGACACAAGUGGGUUCCCAAGCCUUGACAGCCUCAUAUGGCCAUGUGAAGCAGGAUUUGGUAACACUCAAGAGAGCACUACAUUUUACAACCAGGAACUACACAACCUCUUCAUGAAGGUGUACACGCAGUCAUGACCAGGGGCUCUCUCUGAAGGGACACAAACAGCAGCACCUCAAGUACUGCACUUCUUCUGUUUUGGCUUUGCAACGUUUACAUUACUUUCCAUAGGACUUUCAUGUGGAAUUAGUUAACCAGAAAAACAGAACAAAAGAUGACAGGAAUGGCUUCCAUUAAAGGAAGGUUGGGCCAGCUUUAUCUGCACAUAGGUCCCCAAACGUCUACAUAUGGAGAGAAAAUUAGAAUUUUCUAACGUAAAGCCUAUUUCUGAAAAGGCAAUUAUUCUUCAGGCUACUGCUGUAGCACUGGGGAAGGGGGAAGAGAUAAAAAGAUAUGAAACACCAAAACACUGCCAUAAGCACCACUUGCAGUGUGAGGAAGGGACAGGCAUUCGGACCUACCAAGCUAACUGUACAAAGCCUUCCCAAAUUACUUUUACUGUUUGGUAAAGAGGCACUUUCAUGGUGCCUGAUGAUGUCUGCUAACUGUGUCUGAUAAAGACAUUAAAAAUCUUUUUUUUACACAUUUGUAUCAAGUAAUGAAAUCUCCACUGUUGUCUUUAAACUGACAAAUCUGUAGCUGAUGGUAAAUCAGCAGCAAACUCAAUAACAAAAGUAAUUAAUAGAAGUCAGAAAUAACCACAUUUCCUAGAAGAUGACAUUUACUAAUUGUUCUGCAUUAAAAAUAAGUUUUUAUAAGAUAAGACUUGCAAACAUAAAUCUGAACUACUCACUUAAAAGUAACCAUUCACAUAAUAAAUACUAAAAAUGCUACCAACAUUCAUGUUAGACUGGGGCACAAAUUAAAAAUCAAGUGUUCCUAUGCACAGUCGUAAGAGCUUUCUCUCUCCAAAUGGUGCAUAGCUACUACACAUAAUCCUCAAUUGGUAAAAGCUACUGAACAGAAAAAAAGCAUCUUUGCUUACUGCAAAAAUGCAUACCAUCCUUACAGAGGUUGAACUACAUCUGUUUCCCCAUAAAAUGCUGAGCUACCACUUUGUAAAACACAGAAUUCAACAGGAUGUAAGACUGUUUAUAGCUUUUAUGAAGCAUAUGCUUAAUACUAAUUCACCUACUGCACAAAGAAUCUUCAUUCUAAUAAGCACAGAAAAAGCCAAACUGCCCAACAACACCUGAUUUUUGUUACAUUAUGAGAUACUACCAACACUCGGUAUGCUAAUGGCCUCCCUAGGAGAAAUGGGGGUAGGGUAAGGGUAAGUUCAUCGGAAUGACGUGAGUAGGCCACUAAACUGACUUUUGGCCAUGAAAAAGCCAAAUAUCACCAACAUCUGAGUGAGUGGUUAUGAAUGACCAGAGGGCAGCACCCAACUGCACCAGGCUGCGGGCAGAGCGGCCUUACUGCUCUCUGGCACAUGGAGUGCAAUCCAGCACCAGCUUUCCUUCAGACAGAUGCUCAGCAGAGACCAGAGCAGCUUUAUGACAGCUGCUGCUGUACAGGAGUGUAGAUGUUGGGUUGUUCUUUUCUUAACAUUCUUUUUUUUUUUUUUUAAAAUAACUAAUAAAUGACAGGAAUAUAAAGCUUAGAAAAAAAGCCACCCACCUAAAGAAAGUAUGUAGCAAUCUGGAAAAAAAAAUCUGCUAUAAAAAUAUAAUUUACAUAAGAGGAUAAUAGUGAAAACAAAAUUAGCAAUUUUUCUGAAUCAUAAAAUAUUUAAUAAGGUAUAUUUGGGGGAGAUAUAUUGUAUAUAAAAUUUCAGAUCACAAUAUGAAGCGAUUUGAACCCUCUCCAAGCUAGCACUGCCUUCAAUGCUGUGUAGAUGUAUUGCCACUGAUACAAGACUUACUAAAAGCAUACAGUUUAACUAAUACAGAAGUGGCAGUUCUUUAUAUGAAAUAUUUUUUACACAACUAGAGUGUCUUGAAUACCCUCCUUAAGUGCAAAAAACACAGAUCACUUUACACUAAUGUAGCAACAAUGCAUUCAUAUUGUUCUCAUUAGUCAUUAGUAGUCAACUUGCAUAAGAUACAAGAAAAGCACAAUGAAGCUCACAAAAAUAGACUAAAAAUCAGCCUGUUCUUGCAAAAAAAUACAGCAUAAUGGAAGAAAAAGACAAAAAAGGAUUAUGCACACCACAUAAUUUGCUGUUCUUUACUCCAGCUGGCUUAAGUGCUGUUUCUGUUUUUUGCUGUUUUUGUGGGGUUUUGUUUUGGUUUUGGUUGUUUUUUUUUUUCCUCUUUCUUUUUUUUUCUUUUUUUUUUUUUUUUUUGUAAAUCAAACUACACGGACCAGGCACAACUAUUAUUCAGGAGGCAGUGUGUAGCUAAAAAUUCGCUAACUUUUUGUCAUCCCCAUAAUUUAUUUUCCUCUGUCCUGAGGUAGUUACAAAAAAAAAAAAACAACAAAUCAUAAAUCAAGCAUCAGCUAGGC